UGACUCUCUCCCACGAUCCACAACACAAGUGGAGUGGAAAGGCAAAGGCCCUGAAUGCCGAAGCCCUAAAUGCUUCUCACAGACGGAGAGCGACUGUGAGUGGGGAGGUGGCGAGGUGCGUUUCUUUUCUCUCUGUCUAUGGUUCCCGGCGACUAAAUCUUCUCCAAUUUUCCGACUUUGAUCCUGCUCAGAUAUUGUGAAUUCUAGGAUUUCCUCUACAACAAGAUGGACAGAAACAAGUCAGGAUCUUUCAAGAAACGUCCUCAUGCCCAAUUUAAAAAGAAAAAGGGCAAUAAAAAAGGAAAAAGACAGAAUUUUAACCAAAAUAUCAACUAUGACCAAAAUAUUGGUGCUGCAGACACUGUCUUUCGUAUUCUUUGUCCAAGUAGAAAGAUUGGUGGUGUUAUUGGAAAAGGUGGUAGCAUAAUCAAUGCCCUGAGAGAUGAGACUCGUGCAAAAAUUAGGGUUGCUGAAUCUGUUCCUGGCUCAGAUGAGAGAGUAAUAAUCAUUUCUAGCUCUGCUACAAGAAAGCCUAGAAGAUAUAAUACUAAUGAAGAUACUGAGGAGGAGGAGGAGGAUGAUGAUGAUGAUGUUCUCACUGAGAAAGAAUAUGAGCUCAUGCAGCCACAUUGUCCCGCCCAGGAUGCUCUCUUGAAAGUUCAUGAAAGGAUAUGUGAGGAGGAUGAGCUAUUUGGUGGUGCCACAUUUGAAGAUAAUAAUGAAAAUGAUGUAGUCACUGCGCGCCUUCUUGUUCCAAACAAUCAAGUUGGAUGUCUUCUAGGCAAAGGUGGAACCAUCAUUCAAAAAUUGAGAACUGAUACUAAUGCCAAUAUCCGUAUCCUUCCUGCAGACCACCUCCCAGCUUGCGCUAUGAGCACUGAUGAACUAGUGCAGAUAUCCGGAACAUCAACUGUGACAAAGAGAGCUCUCCAUGAAGUUUCCACUCUUUUGCACCAGAAUCCACGGAAAGACAAUCCUCCUUCAAGUUAUCCCAUAUCCUCUGGUGGCCCAGGUUUUUAUCCUCCAGGUGGUCCCGUGGCACCCCAAGGGAAUCCAAUGUGGCAUCACCAGGGUGCCCAUGGUACACCAUCAAUGCCAUGGGGUGGUGGAUAUGGAAACCAGUCUGGAUUUAUGCAUGGUGGUUUUGGAAAUUCUGAGGAAGCAUCAGAGGAGUUUUCUAUGAAAAUUUUGUGCCCAGCUGAUAAAAUUGGUGGGAUUAUUGGCAAGGGUGGCAGUAAUGUAAAACAGUUGCAGCAGGAGACAGGAGCUAACAUUCAAGUUGAUGACACAAUGCCUGAUGUAGAUGAACGUGCAAUUGUUGUCUCUGCUUUUGAGGCUCUAUGGAAUCCAAGAUCUUCAACCAUUGAGGCAAUUCUUCAGCUUCAAAGCAAAACAAGUGAAAUGUCUGAGAAAGGUAUCAUUACAACAAGAUUACUUGUUCCAUCAAGUAAGGUGGGUUGCCUCCUUGGACAGGGAGGUCAUGUGAUUACUGAGAUGAGAAGACGAACACAAGCAGAUAUACGUGUUUACUCCAAGGAUGGUAAGCCCAAGUGUGCAUCUGCAGAUGAAGAACUUGUCCAGAUAUCUGGAAGUUUUGCCAUCGCUAGAGAUGCUCUAUCAGAGAUUGCAUCAAGGCUUAGAGUCAGAAGUCUUCGAGGCUCAAAUGCUGCCGCAGAACCUCCUCCAAUAGUGCCUUUCCAGGGAUUUGGUCCCUCAGGGAACUUCCCAGGAAGAGGUCCAACAGGUCCAUCAGGCCCACCUGGUCCACCGGUUCCACCAGGUCCACCAGUUCCUCCACCAUCUGGCAUGAUAGGAUCUGGCAGUUCUAGUGGAUAUGAACACAUGAAGGGUGUUGGAGGUGAAUAUGAAGCUCCAAGUUAUCCAUCUCAGCCUAAUGCUACUGGAUACCAAAAUGUUAACAACCCUAUGGAGGUUAAGAUUCCAAACAAUGCAGUGGGUUCUGUUAUUGGAACAGGUGGAAGCAACAUUUCUAAUAUUCGUGAGAUUUCUGGAGCAAGAGUAAAGCUGCAGGAUCCUCAGGCGGGUGGUUCAGAAUGCGUUGUUGAGAUCCAUGGGUCUUCUGAGCAAAUGAACACGGCACAGAAUCUCCUUCAGGCCUUCAUAGCCUCGGCUGUACAAAACUACAAUGCACAGCAAGCGUCCUAUCAAUAGUGUUAUUCAGUUUUUCAGGGGAGUGCUUUUGUACCAUAACGUAAUCUUGUUAUCUUGGCAUUCCUUUGUGGGGUGCUAGCAGGCUAAUUUGUGGACAAAAUGGAUUCCCAUUAAAUCGACAAACUAUUUAUUGCAGGGAAACCGGCAAACUUUGAAGAUGAUUUAGGUGUACUAAAAAUUUUUAACCUUCGUUUUCUCACUCACAUGGAUUAAAACUAGUAGUGUCAGACUUUUCAGGAGGUACA
Messenger RNA from Nelumbo nucifera (sacred lotus), 2417 nucleotides. RefSeq names its product KH domain-containing protein At4g18375-like. The record is from RefSeq and is a predicted model, not a curated record. Lineage: Eukaryota; Viridiplantae; Streptophyta; Magnoliopsida; Proteales; Nelumbonaceae. Gene Ontology annotation, molecular function: RNA binding.